Molecule: messenger RNA, 8064 nt
Organism: Rotaria socialis
Lineage: Eukaryota; Metazoa; Rotifera; Eurotatoria; Philodinida; Philodinidae
Source: the annotation of a GenBank genome assembly
AUGUACAAUACUUAUUUCUCUCAUCUAAGCGUAUUAUUCGUAUUGUUAUUGUUCAAUAAUCGUCAAAUUGAUUGUCAAGAUUCACCUUCUAUUUUACUUGUUGAUUUAACUCAAUUUGAUAUGAAAAAUGCUCUCACUAUUUCUGGCCAAUGUUGUGAUGGCUCAAUACCGUUAGGAAAUUGUUCAUCAGCUUUAUCCUGUAAUUUAUAUACGAUCGUUUGCUUAGAUUUUGUCUACAGUGGAUUGCAAGCAAAUUGGACUUUUUGUCCAUUGGGUUCUAAAUCAUUUCAACUAGCAGUAAAUUAUUCUGAUUCUUUAAAUUUUUAUUUAACAUCGACUGCGUCAACAUUUUUACCUCUUCAAUUUCCAUUGGCAUUAAUGUCUGAUAAUUCAAUCGAUAUUAAAAUUUUCAUAUUUUAUGAUUAUACAAAUAUUGGAAAUUUCACAUUAAUAAAUCAAAAUUCAUUAUUAAGUCGUUUUAAUACAACAUUUCGAAUUGAUUCAUCGUAUCCAUCAUUAUCAUCCGGAGUAUUUUUGAGACAAACACUUGUUGAUCAAUCAAGAAAUAUAACAACGACGAAUGAAUUAAAUAUUGGCUUAAUGAGUUAUUGCCAAGUGACUUACUACGGAAAACAAUGUUCUAUUCGAUGUAUUUCAAAUGAUGAUUGUACAAGUUCGUAUACAUGUGAUAAAAUAACAGGUGCAAAAGCUUGUUCGCCCGGUUGGUAUGGAGUUGAAUGUACAUUUCGAAAUGCAUCAUACAUUCAACCAAGCUGUGUCUCAACUGCACUGACUUGUGGCAAUGGUGGCUUCUGUCAAGUAUUUAAUAAUACAAAUCAGCCGACAUGUUGUUGUUCGCCUGGUUUUACUGGUCUUAAUUGCCAAUAUCUUUCAACAUGUACUAUGAAUGUAACUUGUUCGAAUGGUGGUUUAUGUAAUCCAGCGUAUGAUACAUUGUCACGUUCAUAUUAUUAUGUAUGUAGCUGUGCAACUGGAUAUGCAGGACUUAAGUGUGAAGAAAAACAACAAUGUUCACCUACAUUCAAUGGUCCUAAUUGCACUUUACCAUGUCGUGCACCGAAUUCAUGUUCUGAAGGUCAUUUCUAUUGUAAUGCUCAAGGUGAAAAAGAGUGUCUGCCAGGUUGGAGUCCAAUAAAUAGUUGUCUAACAAAAACUCUCCCUGCAAAUAUCGACCAAGAAUGUUCUAUUUCAACCGGUUGUCUUAAUGGUGGCUCGUGUUUUAAUGGUUCAUGUUGUUGUCCAUCCAAUUUUACGGGUAGUCUAUGCGAGACACCGAUGAAUCCAUGUGGUAUUAAUCCUUGUCAGCAUAAUGGUUUAUGCUUAAGCACAUCUACUGGAUAUCAAUGUCAAUGUUCACCUUAUAAUACAGGUUCAUUAUGUGAAAUAAAUUUAAAUCCUUGUGAUUAUUCACCAUGUCGAAAUGGUGCUCAAUGUAAUUUACUAGGCAACAUAACAUUUAGUUGUACAUGCCCGAUAGGUUAUACGGGUCAAUUUUGUGAUAUAAAAAUAGAUCAUUGUAGCUCUCAACCAUGCAAAAAUAAUGGUGUUUGUAUUAAUAUGAUUACAGGUUUUACCUGUAUUUGUUUAUCGAUUUAUACUGGUACAUAUUGCUCGAUUGCUACCGAUCCAUGUCUUUCCCAGUCAUGUGUUACGAGUAAUACAUUGAAUUGUAAUAAUAAUAAUAAUAAUACGAAUUAUCGAUGUUCGUGCCGAGAAGGAUUUACAGGUUCUCUUUGUGAACAAACAAUGAGUUCUUGUUCGUCAAUAUCAUUGCCUUGUAAAAAUGGUGGCACAUGUAUUGAUACCAUAAAUGGUUAUGUAUGUCAAUGUGGUGGUUUUUAUCAAGGUAGUGAUUGCAGUAUUCCAGUAGAUCCAUGUUCAAAUAAUCCAUGUAUUGCAUCCAAUUCUAUAUCAUGCCAAAUAAAAACAAAUGGUACAAAUUAUGAUUAUAGUUGUACAUGUCAACAGGGUUUUACGGGAAAUCGUUGCGAAACAACGUUAAGUCCAUGUGAUAGUAAGCCAUGUUCCAAAGGAACAUGUAUUGUAUCAACAUUAACAUGGAUGUGUGUAUGUGAACCUGGUUGGACUGGUGUUCAAUGUAAAGAUAACAUUAAUGAAUGCUUAUCAUAUCCAUGUUUAAAUGCUGGUGUAUGCAUUGAUGGUAUCAAUGAAUAUAAUUGUGUUUGUUUAACUGGCUAUAUGGGUAGUAAUUGUCAAAUAUCAAUCGAUUCAUGCUCAAGUAUUCCUUGUCAAAAUAAUGGUACCUGUGUGAAUAAUAUUGUAUCAUUGUCAUGUUUAUGUCCUGUUGGUUGGACAGGAAUGUUUUGUGAAAAUAAUAUAAACGAAUGUGCAUCAGUGUUAACCUGUCAUCCAAAUGCAACAUGUAUUAAUACGAUAGGUUCAUAUCGAUGUAUUUGUCCGAUGUGGUUAACUGGUUUAAAUUGUUAUACAACUGUUGAUUUAUGUGCAAGUUCACCAUGCCAAAAUAAUGGUAUUUGCAUCUUUGAUUAUGGUGGUAUACUAACAUGUCGUUGUCAAUCAGGUUUUACUGGGGUUUAUUGUGAAAUAAAUAUCGAUGAUUGUCAAGAACAAAAUUGUUAUAACAAUGGAACAUGUAUUGAUCAAACCAAUAGUUUUCUAUGUUUAUGUCCAUCUGGUUAUACUGGUUUAAGAUGUGAAACAAUAAUUACGCAAUGUUUAAGUUUACCUUGUCUAAAUGGCGGAACAUGCCGAGAUUCAUAUGUUAAUGCAAAUGCAACUUAUAUUUGUAUUUGUCCACCAUCAUAUACUGGUACACAAUGUGAACAAAUGAUAAAUCCAUGCGCUGAAUAUCCUUGUGGUUAUGGUACAUGUACUAUGAAUACAACAAAACUGCCAUCAUAUGCGUGUCAAUGUAAUGGUGGUUACACAGGUCGAAACUGUGACAUGCCUAUUGAUCAAUGUUCAUCAUUACCCUGUGGUUUACAUGGAACAUGUACGAAUUUAGUAACAAAUUAUAGUUGUUGUUGUGCACCUGGUUAUACAGGUUCACACUGUACAGACAUAAUUGACUAUUGUUCAACAGUUCCAUGUUCCAUUGACGGUUUACAGCAAUGUAUAUCGAUAGCAACAGGCUCGUUUGCUUGCAUAUGUAAACCAGGAUAUACGGGUCGUUAUUGCGAAAUAAAUAUUAAUGAAUGUUUAUCACAACCGUGUUUAAAUGGUGGUAACUGCAUAGAUUUAGUAAAUGAUUACGAAUGUUACUGCCCGUCUGCUUAUAGUGGAAGUAAUUGUGGACGUGUACAAGAACAAUGUACUGGUAUUGAAUGUUUUAAUGAUGGAAUAUGCAUUCGAAACGAAACUAGUUUUAUGUGUUCAUGUGCGAGCGGAUAUCAAGGUGAUAAUUGUGAAUUGGUUAUUAAUUAUUGUCAAUCACAGCCAUGUCACAAUGGCGGAAUAUGUUCGAAUACAAAUUUGGGCCCACAAUGCACUUGUCCAAAUGGUAUUACUGGUUUAAUUUGUGAAACAAUAAUUGAUCAAUGUGAAUCUCAAACUUGUCAACAUAAUGGAACAUGUCGAUCGCUUAUUAAUCAAUAUGUAUGUCUUUGUCCGGAUGGUUUUUUGGGUGAACAUUGUGAAACUGAAAGAAAUGAAUGUGAACCGGUGAACCCAUGCUUAAAUUCUGGACGAUGCCUUAAUAGUUUGAAUAAUUUUUCAUGCAUGUGUAUGCCAGGGUUCACGGGUUUUUAUUGUGAAAUUCAAAUUGAUCAAUGCCAAUCGAAUCCAUGUUUAAACGGAGGAAUAUGCCGAACAUUAGUUAAUGGUUACAAAUGCGAUUGCCUACUAGGAUAUAAUGGAACAAUAUGUUCAUCAAUGAUAAAUUAUUGUUUGAACAGUCCCUGUUUACAUAAUGGUUUAUGUAUAUCAUUAUUAAAUGGUUACCGAUGUGUUUGUCUUGAUGAUUAUAUUGGUCUAAACUGUGAAAACAAAUCGAAUGAAUGUCUAUCAAAUCCAUGCUUAAAUAAUGGAACAUGUGUAGAUCAAAUUUGGAAUUAUGAAUGCCAAUGUUUACCUGGGUAUACAGGAUCAAAUUGUCAUUUAUUAAUUGAUGAUUGCUCAAGUUCGCCUUGUGUCAAUGGUCUCUGUAGAAAGAAACUAAAUGGAUACGAUUGCAUAUGUUCAUCAUCAUCCUAUACUGGUAUUAAUUGUGAAAUUCGAAUAAAUAAAUGUGCGUCGAAUCCUUGCAUGUCAAAUGCAACAUGUAUUGAUGGUAUAAAUGCUUUUAUUUGUUUAUGUCCACCUUGGUAUUCUGGUUUAACUUGUUCUCAACAAAUAGAUCCAUGUUUAAGUGAAAUAACAUGUGCUAAUAAUGGAACUUGUUUAGUUAAUUAUGGUAUGGAACCUUACGGGUAUACAUGUCAAUGUUUACCAGGCUUUACAGGAGACAUGUGUGAAAUAAAUAUUGAUGAUUGUAUAACACAGCCGUGCCGUCGUGGACAAUGUAUUGAUAGAGUUAAUGGUUUCAUAUGUACUUGCUACUCGGGCAGUCAGGGUGUUCUAUGUGAUAAUCCAGUUAAUGCUUGUGCCAGUACUCCUUGUCUAAACAAUGGUAAUUGUACUACAUUAACAACUGGAUAUCAAUGUCAAUGUACAAGUGGUUUUCAAGGAAUAAACUGCCAACAAAUUAUUUCACAACCAUGCUUAAGUAGUCCUUGCUUAAACAACGGUACAUGUACAAUUAUUUCAAGUGUUGGUUUUCAAUGUUCUUGUCAAUAUGGUUAUACAGGUCCACGAUGUGAAUUAACAAUAAAUGCAUGUGCAUCAAAUCCAUGUCGUUUUGGUACAUGUCAACAAAUAGCACCAGGGUUUUAUUAUUGUUUAUGUUUGCCCGGCUAUACAGAUUUUAAUUGUCAAACAGAUAUCAACGAAUGUGCAAGUCAUCCUUGUCUAUAUAAUGGAACAUGUAUCGAUAUGAUCAAUGCUUUUAAAUGCAUUUGUCCAGGCGGAUACACGGGUGUACAAUGUCAAUCUGGUGGUUAUCAAUGCAAUUCUGGACCUUGUCUUAACAAUGGCACAUGUCUUGUAACUAGUACUGGUUAUCAAUGCAAGUGUUCAGUCGGUCUAACAGGCAAUCGGUGUGAAAUUGAUAUAAAUGAAUGUGCCUCGGCGCCAUGUCAAAAUGCUGGUAUUUGUCUACAAUCAUCAUUGAACUCUUAUCAAUGUCUUUGUCCAACUGGUUAUUCUGGUAUUAAUUGUGAAAUCACACUUGAUCCGUGUUUAUCUAUUGUUUGUUUAAAUAACGGUACAUGUAUAAGAACAAGUUCAACAACGGGGGUUUGUUCAUGUUUACCUGGCUAUACUGGUGUUGCUUGUCAAAAUCAAAUAAAUAAUUGCUUAAGUGCACCAUGCGUCAAUGGAACAUGUAUGCCUUUGGUGAAUUCAUAUAUAUGUUCUUGUUUUCCGGGUUAUACAGGUCAACGAUGUGAUUUACUAAUAAAUUACUGUUCAUCGAACCCAUGUUUAAAUAAUGGCACAUGCAUUAAUCAAAUAGGCUCAUUCGUAUGUCAAUGUGCAUUUGGUUUUCAAGGAACAACAUGUGCUAUACGUGUCCAAGCAUGCCAAUCAUCUCCGUGUUUAAAUGGUGGAAUCUGUUAUGAUAUUGGUCCAGGUUUACUUAAUUGUUCAUGUCCAGCUUCGUAUCAAGGACUUUUUUGUCAAUUAAAAAAUUCUUUUUGUACUCAAAUGCCAUGCCAAAAUGAUGGCAUCUGUAUAGAAACAUUAAAUGGUUAUCAAUGUAUAUGUAGGCCAGGUUUCAGUGGUGUCAAUUGUACAAAUAUUGUUCAGCCAUGUCUAUCAAAUCCAUGCUUAAAUAAUGCUACAUGUUCAGUACUACCGAAUGGUCUUGGUUAUCAAUGUUUUUGUCCGAUUGCUUAUGGUGGUCUGCGUUGUGAAUUGAGUAUAAAUUGGUGUUCAUCAAAUCCAUGCCAAAAUCAAGGAACUUGUAUUUCACAACCAACAUCCUUUGCUUGUCUUUGUCCAUCAAUGUAUACAGGUGUUGUUUGUCAAACAUUAAUUAACAACUGCUCAUUAUUACAAUGUGGCAUGGGCAUACCAUUAAUAACAAGUCCAACAGCUUGUACCUGUGCCUGUUCAAGCGGUUAUACAGGUAGUUCGUGUCAAACACAGAUCAAUUUAUGUCAAACAACUAUAGGCAUGUUCCCAUAUUGCAUUCGUGGGACAUGUAAUAAUCUUGGACCUGGUUUAGCUACGUGUAUAUGUCCAAAUGGUUAUAGUGGACUUCGUUGUGAUACACGAUUAUCCGAUGGUGCAUGUGCAUCAUGUCCUUGUUUGUAUGGGCAGUGCCAAAUUAUAAAUCUAACAAGUAGUUAUUCGUGUGCUUGUUAUCAAGGUUAUACUGGACAACGUUGUGAAACAUCAAUAAAUUUAUGUGUACCAUCACCAUGUUUUUAUGGCCAAUGUGUAUUAGAUGCCAUAUACGGUUAUCGUUGCAUAUGUUUACCUGGUGCCACCGGACAAAAUUGUUCUAUAUUAAUAAAUGCAUGUGUAUCGCAACCUUGUAAAAAUAACGGAAAUUGUGUACAAGGACUAAAUACGUAUCAAUGCAUUUGUUUGCCAGGUUAUGCUGGUAUUAAUUGUGAAAUAUUAAUUAAUCAAUGUGCAUCUUUAAUAUGUUUCAAUAAUGGUACAUGUAUUAAUCUUCCAACAACACCACCAAGUUCAAUAUGUCGAUGUUUACCUUUAUUUGCUGGUCUUCAAUGUCAAUAUCCAUAUGCACCGUGUACAUCACAGCCAUGCCAAAAUCUAGGUACAUGCAUAUCUCAAAGUUCAUCUUCCUAUUUAUGCUUAUGCCAAAGCGGAUACACAGGUGUCAAUUGUGAAAUUAGUCUUUAUGCAUGUUCAAGUCGCCCAUGUGUAAAUGGUGGUACAUGCAUACAACCAACAUCGAAUUACUAUCUAUGCCAGUGUUCAUGGCCAUUCUAUGGUGUCAAUUGUCAAUUAGCAUGUGAUCCAUGUCUAAGUUAUCCAUGUCGUGGACCAUCAUCUCAAUGCGUAUCAUCACCUGUUUAUUAUAAUUAUACAUGUAUAUGUGCUCCUGGAUUUACUGGUUUAACAUGUUCAACACCAUUUGAUCCAUGUAUAUCUUAUCCAUGUAGAAAUGGUGGUUCAUGUGUACGAACUGGUCCUUUAACAUAUGCAUGUGCGUGUCCAGCAGGUUAUAAUGGGACGUAUUGCGAAAUACAAAUUAAUCCAUGUUCAUAUUAUUCAUGUGCAACAGGUACAUCAGUAAUAGUAUCUCCAAUAAGUUGUCAAUGCCAAUGUCCAUAUCCAUACUAUGGUUCAUUAUGUCAAAUAAAUGUUUGUCAAACGAAUCCAUGUCUAGUUGGUAAUUGUAUUGCUAAUGGAACUUAUUCUUAUGUAUGCAAUUGUCCAGUUGGCUUUCAAUAUAUAAUGGGAGUAUGCGUGGAUAUCAAUGAAUGUAUAACAAUUCCUGAUAUUUGUGCCAAUGGUGGACGAUGUUUAAAUUCUUAUGGAUCAUAUUUAUGUUUUUGUAAUUCCGGUUUCUAUGGAGCAAAUUGUGAAAUUUAUGCUCCAUGCCAAUCAUGCCCUUGUAGCAAUGGUGGUACUUGUAUGUCAACAGGAAAUUACCCGUAUUGGCAAUGCAUUUGUCCAAUAUUAUAUACCGGUUCUCGAUGUGAAAUCAUAUCUCUUGGUUGCUCACCAAAUCCAUGUCGGACGGGGACCUGUGUAAAUCUUCCAAAUGGUACUUAUCAAUGUUUAUGUCCAGCAAUCAUGACCGGUACUAAUUGUGAUAUACCAUUAUUACCAUGUUCUUCAAAUCCUUGUUUAAAUAAUGCAACUUGUUUAACAUUAUCAUUAACAAAUUAUACAUGUGUAUGUCCACCAUUAUAUACAGGUUUACAAUGUUCUGUACAGAUUCUUAUUUGUACAAAUAAUCUUUGUCGAGGAAAUUCAACCUGUAUUGUUAAUUUGCAAACAGGCUUGCAAAUAUGUCAAUGUCCACCAGAACGUUAUGGUGUUUAG